Molecule: messenger RNA, 551 nt
Organism: Cadophora gregata
Lineage: Eukaryota; Fungi; Ascomycota; Leotiomycetes; Helotiales; Ploettnerulaceae
Exons: 2
Coding region: 216-551 (111 amino acids)
Source: RefSeq, a predicted model, not a curated record
CUCCAGCAUUACAGUCAAGUUGAUGACUACAAAUACUUCCGCUAGAUCAUUGUGGUCUUGUGGAAAUGAGGUGCAUAUCAAGUGUCCCCCAUUCCCCUUUUACAUUUAGCUGUCUUGCUCCUAAGUGAAGAUGCCCAUCGUUAGAGUCUUCGAUUUCCAGGUCUCUCUAUUGCAUCCACGAUAUCACUCUUCUCAUUUUCAUCCUCCAAAACAAUAUGCGUUUCUACUCGCCACUGUUCUUUCUCCCUUUGAUCGCACUCAUCGUCCAAGGCACUUCUUCCACCACAACGGUACCAGCGUCUGGAUCUGCCUUCGCUCUCUACCCGAACACCGUUAAGUCAGUGGUACCUUCAACUGCCACUGUUGGAACCUUCUUCCCAACACCGCUUUUUGAUGCGCCGACCACGACUACAUUAAGCUUUGGCACUCCCUCAUUAAUCGCGAACACGAAGGCGAAAACGAACGGCGGAGUAAGGAUCAAUAUGUUCGGUGGUGGAUUCGUUAUGACUGUGCUUGCUAUUGCUCUGGCUUUGAUUGACUUCUUGUUGUAG